AGCGAGAGUGAUCGCUCGUAGAUCUCGAUCUCGAUCGCGAUUUGAUACGCAAAAGAGACAGGGAAGAACGUUGGGAUACGUAGUUGAUAUAUAAAAGGGGGAAACGUUAACUGGAAUCGACGAGCGGAGAUACGGGGCACGCACGUUCGAUAGAUCCGAUACUGCGUUCCGUAGCGAAGUGCAGGUGGGCCGAGCUACGGCGGAAACGAACGAAGUCGUACUCGGGGGAAAACCGAGCGGCGGCACUCGGCCGAGGACUGUUUUGUCAGAGUACCUCAGUAAUGCUUUGCAUGGCCAGCUAGCCGCAACUCGGCUCUUGUCGCUGAGUCUCGCGUCGUAUUUAUCGUUCACUCGGUGUGACAUCGUGUUGUGUGAUAUGUAUUACUUAGAUACGAAGGGACGUGAGUAGCGAGAAAGUAGAGGACCUUAUAUAUAUAUAUAUAUAUAUAGAAUUUUCUUAACGCUACGCACUGUGUGUGACGCGACAUAUAUUUCGGGCGUGGAUCAAAUUUCGUUUCGGACGAGCGCUCGAACUCGAGUGUCCGUUCGUCGAAGGAAGGAAGGAAGGAAGGAAGGAAGGAAGGAAGGAAGAAAAAAGAAAGAAAGAAAGAAAGGAAGGAAGGAAGAAAAGAAGUAAGAAAAAAGAUCUUGUGUUAAACGGAGAUAGAAAGAGAAAUAGAUAGAAAAAGACAGAUAGAGACAGAAAGACAGACAGAGAGAGAGAGAGAGAGAGAAAGACAGUGGGACAUCUUGCGCGAUACGUUGCUGCGUGUGAGAAAAUAAGGAUAGAAAGAAGAGAAGAGAAGCCGGAUCGUGGACGGCAGCGACGCUCGCUGCGGCCCUGGUGGAAUCUCGAUUCCACCCCAAACGUGUUUCCUCACUUGAGAACCGAGCUACCAUCCGAGACAAACUGUGUAUGGUGCACGAGCGAAUCAAGAUGCUGUCGUCGGUGCCAGCGAAAUAAUAAUGUGGUGCGACGUUGGUCAGAGUUGUGCAAUGAUGGGUCUGCAGGCCACGGCAGGAAAACGUAAACUGGAGGGAGGUGUGGGCUGCAUGGAGUUCGACAUGGACAUGGGCGAAAGCCCGUCGAAGUUAGGUCGCGUGGAGGGUAGCUGGUGGGCAAUGGAGGACGGCUAUGCACCGUCGCUCAGCCAGACGCCAGCAUCUUAUUACGACAUGGAGGUGUCGUCGCCCUGCUUGCAGGCGAAUCCCUGUCAACCUACGUCAGGGAAUACUCAACAACAACAACAACAGCAGCAACAGCAUUCGACGUCGCAGCAACAGCAGCAGCAACACUCGACGUCUCAACAACAACAGCAACAGCAACAACAGCAACAACAGCAGCAGCAACAGCAGCAACAACAAUCGUCAACGUCACCGUCGGCACCGAAUGCCUCAACGGUGGCACAGCUGCAUCAUCACGCGCAGCACUACUAUCAUCAUCAACGCGGUACCUCUGGUAGUCCAAUCGGUAAUAAUGGUUACAGUCAGUUGUCGAGGCCUCAACCUCAAUGGGGCACUCCCCAUCAUUACGAGCCGCCAACGAUAAGACGCGAAGAGAACGGAAAGAGCUAUCUCGAGUUGGGUUCGAGUUACCGCGCGAACGAGAGGUGCUGCGAGGGCUCGAGGUCGAGUUGGUGUCGACGAGGUAGAGCCUGCUAUCGACAGAGACGGUUAGCUGUUCUUAAUAUCUCGAUGUGCAAACUGGCGAGGUACCGUCAGUACCCCGAUCCCAGUCUCCAUCGGUCGGUCCUCAUUUGCAAUACCCUGAGGCAUUUGGAGCGCGAGAUGGAGAGGGAUAGAAGUCCACCGCCUAUGGAACCGGUAAUACCCGCGCCCAUGGCGCAGCUUCAACCACCUGAACAGGGCAGGCUAACCCCUUUCCCGAUGCCACCGACUUCCUCCGGUGAAACGGACGCGGACUCGGGUAUCGGCGAUAGCGACGAUAGUAGAUCGAUCAAUUGGGGUAGCGUGUUAUCUCUUUCCAGUCAGUCGCCUCUCGAUCCACUCAACAAUAACGAGCUUUUAGACGUCGACAUCGGUCCAGACUUGGAUCUCGACUUUAUGCCUGGAUGGAAACUGACUCCUUUAUCGGCGGAUGAUAUUCUUAGGAGUACAACGAUACAGGAGCAGCAACAGCAACAACAGCAACAACAACAGCAACAACAGCAACAGCAACAUCAUCAUCAUCAUCACCACCAUCACCAACAGCAGCAGCAGCAGCAACAGCAACAACAACAACAACAACAACAGCAACAUUUAACCUCAUCGAGCUGCGGCAGCACAAAUGUGGGUGGUUCAGCCGUAAAUAACGCCAGCAGCAGUAGUACGCACGAAUCGCUGAUGUGCGUAGGAUCAUAGCCCCCAAUAUUAACGUCGUUGAGUCAUCUCAUCGAUUUCUAUCCCCUGACACCGCAAGGCAAAUAAAGAGAGCGGCUGCCACGGGUCCCCUCCGAUACAGAGAGACAAAGAAAGAAAGAAAGAAAGAAAGAAAGAAAGAAAGAGGUACACGGGCCUCUUACUCGGGCCGUUCGGUCCCGUCCUUAAACUUGUGCCUCCAUCAACAAACAUCGUCAUCGUCGAAAACGUCUCUCGUUUGCUCGCGUCAAUUACGAGCUUCGAACGGAUUUGAUAUCCGUUCGGUAAGCUAGAGCAUCGAAGAGAAUAAUAGCGCGACGAAUCGUCGUCGAUCGCGUAGGAAAACGCAUCGAACGGCCGUCGAGGAUGUACGCGGGACCGAGCUAAAACGUGUGAGCCUGAG
Molecule: messenger RNA, 2761 nt
Organism: Vespula pensylvanica (western yellowjacket)
Lineage: Eukaryota; Metazoa; Arthropoda; Insecta; Hymenoptera; Vespidae
Gene: tara
Product: GATA zinc finger domain-containing protein 10-like
Exons: 2
Coding region: 967-2361 (464 amino acids)
Cellular component (GO): nucleus
Molecular function (GO): transcription regulator activity
Source: RefSeq, a predicted model, not a curated record